Molecule: messenger RNA, 2151 nt
Organism: Kluyveromyces lactis
Lineage: Eukaryota; Fungi; Ascomycota; Saccharomycetes; Saccharomycetales; Saccharomycetaceae
Gene: CVM1
Product: Cvm1p
Exons: 1
Coding region: 1-2151 (716 amino acids)
Source: RefSeq, a predicted model, not a curated record
AUGUCCGAACCCAUCAAUUCAACGGGAGAAGAUAAUAAUCCAUUUUGGAGAAGAUGGAUCCCAGGAACUAAUGCUUCAGAAGAAAACAGUCAAGAUACUCCUACUAAUUCGUCUUCUGAACACCAGGACGAAGGAUGGCUGAAAAGGUAUAUACCAGCUUGGUUCUCCAAUCAAGAAAGUUUAGAAAUCAGCGACAGUACAUCAUACCAUCAGCUUACCAAAAAACAAAUUAAAAUAUUGGAAAAUGAAGCAGAGCAAGGAAUACUUAAAGGACAUGAUACAUGUUGCUGGUUUAAUGAAACUUUGAAUAAUAAAUUACUCGAUUCUGAUGGGGUUUUAUCCGUUUACAACACUGGCAGCGCGACUUGUCCCUUGCCAUUGUCCAAAUAUCCAUUAUUACCACAGCGAAAAUCUACUAUCAUAAAUGCCAAAAAUUCAACUAUCAUACCAGGUGUUUCUCCAACUGAGUACAUGCAUGAACUGCCACUUAAAACGAAAUUAGCCCAUGCCAUAAAAAACCAUUACAAUUUUAUCAGUGAGAAACAUCUUUACUUAAAACAGCAUUCCACUCUUAAUUUCAAUGAAGACACCAUAAUAGUCAUAUCAUUACACGGAUCUUUGCCCGAAAAGUAUGAACGUGUUUCGACCGGAAAGCUUCCAACAGCACUGGAGCUUAACGAUCAAAUGCUCAAGAAGCUACUAAACUUUGAUCCUCAUAGAGCGCUCACCUUUUCGUUCGAAUGCCCGCUUGAUGUCAAACCAACUCCAAUGGUUUUGCAAGAAACCAUAUCACUACUUAAAAAUUGGAUGCAUCUAUUCCAGGAUGCAACUCGAAUAUUUGUUAUUGGGACCUACCAUAGCGUUCCUCUAUCAAUUCUGUUGACAGACGCAAUACUCGAUAAUUUCACGAUUACCAAAUUAAAGUCUAUUGGGAUUCUUGGUUUUGAAUCUUGUUUACAAGGAUAUCAAUUUUGGAACCAUACAGCUGAAAUUACACCCCAGAGUAUGGAAAACCCAACCUUCCAGGUGAAUAAAGAAAAAGCACUCUUCGAGGGUUCAUCCAAGUUACAACAAGAAGUUUUAUCUACUUAUAGGAAUUAUCGGAAUCCCGACGGGCCUGAAAGAAAAGAGCUUAUGAAUGUACUUGAUAAACUCUUAUUUCAUCAUCCGAAUUUGAGGAUAUCUUUGGUCGGCAAACUCUAUGAUAAUUUUUUGACUGUGUCUCAAAAGUUAGCUAUGGAUUAUAUUCAUCCAAUGAUCCAGAGGAGGUUAUGGUGUGAUGGUAAUAAUAUGAACUUGAACUAUAUUAAUGUUGCUAAGGCUAUACCAGACGAAACAAUGAUUAAUUUGGAACAAAGUUUCAAAAUUCCUAUACCUGAGGAACGAGAAUUCGAAGUUAGUAUAAUGAAUAAUAUGCUAUUAGCAAUAAAUCUAGGACAUAGACAAUUCAUUCCUUUUCUUAACGAAUUAAGCCCUUUUUACAUUUCAAGAUCCUUCAACUCGUCGACCUGCCCAGCUCUCUUAAAGAAGCAGCUUCAGACAGAAUCUAAAGCUUGGCAGCAAGAAAAGGAUGCCAGCUUCAAGGAAAUGGUUACAGACAGUGAAAAAAUCCUACCAAAAGAUAUUACUACCUAUCGUGUAGCAUUUGAUUAUCUUCACUAUAAAUCUCAUAGAAGUCCUGACGAUAUUGAACUAAAGACGUCUAUUUUCAAUGAUAUAUCAAUUCUCGAAGGUUUUAUCUACGAUAACAUUUUCACAGCAAAUCUUCAAGCCCCCGUUCAUCUCAUGAUGCACCACUCGUCUGACAACAGUAAAGUGCUAAACAGCGUCAACGAAUACAACCUUGUGUGGAAUUUUCAUGAAGUAAUGAGCAGUUUUAUUAGAAUCAGGAACUUCCCCACAUUACCUGGACCACCGGUAAUAACAGCUUGCAUGGAAACUCCAAAUUCUCAGAGCCAACGAAUCGAAAUAACAAAGGCAAUCUUUGAUAAUACUAACUUGGAAUCAUGCAAAAGGAUGGAACAACUCUGGAGGACUUACCAAACAUGGAACCCAAAUACGACGGGCUUAAAGAAACUACAUAAUAUAUUAAGUGUUCUCCGGCUUUAUGACUCUGGAGAGCAAUUGCAAAAGGAUGUAUCAAUUGUUUAA